Lates calcarifer (barramundi perch) is the source of this 3816-nucleotide messenger RNA. RefSeq names its product stonin-1. Lineage: Eukaryota; Metazoa; Chordata; Actinopteri; Centropomidae. Gene Ontology annotation, cellular component: synaptic vesicle; AP-2 adaptor complex. The record is from RefSeq and is a predicted model, not a curated record. Gene Ontology annotation, biological process: regulation of endocytosis; clathrin-dependent endocytosis; intracellular protein transport. Bases 262 to 2385 code for a protein of 707 amino acids. The transcript has 4 exons. Gene Ontology annotation, molecular function: clathrin-cargo adaptor activity.
UCUCUCUGUUCAUUCCUGCAGUGUCCCGUUGGAGGACAGUCUGUCUGAACUCGCUGCGCUGUUAAAACUCCCAGGAUUUACACUCUGCCAUUUUGAGCAAAACCGGCCGACAUCAGACUUCAGACGCGUCCAUCAAAUAGAAGUCAUGACCUGAAUUAGUGAACCACCGCUGUGAAUUUAGGAGACGGUCUUGAAGUGGGGGGCAGUUAAUCAGACAAAGGAGGAACUGUUGUUAGGACUGGUCUUCAGUUGUCUGCAGCCAUGUGUUCUACCAAUCAUUCAAACUGGGUCACAUUUGAAGAUGACAACACACCGCUCCCCUCACCUCAGAAGCCCCUACAGUCACCAGGGCUUAUCAAAGCAUCGGUACCACGUCCCAACGGUCUGAAAUUAGUGCUUCCUCCAAUCAGAGACACUUCCUGGAGCUUCAGUCGUUCCCUGGAAUCCCCUCAAAGCCACUCGAGUCCCAGUGGAAGUUCCUGUGUACCAUGUAACACACCCUUUUGCACUCCUGUGAGCGGGGCUCCCAGCAGUGCAUCCCCAUUUCACCCCAACAUGUGGGAAAAGAAUGACUUCUUCCGGAGUUUGUCCAGCGCGUCAACCACCUCUGCCCCCUCCCCUGCACCAGAGGCCGUGAGUCAAACCUCAGAUGGACCAAGCCCUUUCCCUUCUUUCCAGGGGAACUCAGGACACUAUAACCCCUUCUGGGAUGGAUCUAGGCACAGUGCAGAUGUGGGCAGCUCCUCCUCAGACUCAGAAUGUGACAACAGCCUACCACGUUUCUUUAUACGGACCAAAGAUGGCAGUGAGCCUCCACGUGACCACCUCCAGAACUCCUUCUCCUACGUUUGCCACAAACUGGAAGGCCUUCAAACAGAAACAGACCAUGACACACAGACAGAGACAGAUGGGGAGAGGCGGCUAAGUUGCAAAAAUGAGGUGUUAAGUGAAGAUUCAUCUCACUUUGUCCCUCGGGGUCUGUUUCGUAGCCAGAAGAGAGACGGCUGGUCUGUCAUGCUCAGGAUUCCUGAAAAGAAGAAUCGCAUGUCCUCUCGACAGUGGGGGCCGAUCUAUCUCCGCUUGUUGCCGGGAGGUGUGCUGCAGAUGUACUAUGAGAAAGGGCUGGAGAAGCCAUUCAAGGAGUUCCAGCUUCUCCCUCAGUGUAGGCUCUCAGAUCUUAAACUGGAAAGUUACGGCGAGCCUCGCAAAGUCCUCACAGUGAAGGUGGAGCAUUUCUCCUACAUAGAGAAGAAACGCUAUCACCCAAAAUUGGAGGUCAGUCAUGAGGCAGAGGUAGAGCAGCUGCUCAAGUUUGGCUCCACAGUGCAUGACGACAUGGAUGACUUGGUAGUCUCCAUGGAGGAAGAAAUCUUCAAACUAUGUUUGCACCAUCAGCAGAGGCGGCACUACGAGGAGCAGGAACUGUCAUUGCAGAUCACUGAUCAUAUCUGGGUACAACUGGAUAAGUCUGGAGGAGUCAUAGAGCGGACAGCCUUCACCCAGAUUCACUGUCUGGCUUUUCUGAAUGGACUAGGGGAUUGUUUUCUUGCUCUCAAUGAUCUCGGGCUGCUGCACAAUAACUCCAGUUAUGGGUCUGAAGACGGCAGUGAACUCUGGAUGGAGAUCACUGACUGUCAUUUUCAUAAAUGCGUGAACGAGACAGAGUUUCAGAGGUCCCGGCUGAUUAAGUUCUCACCUCCUGACGCCUGCAGGGUGGAGCUGAUGCGGUACAAGACGACAACUUUGGGUUGCACAGAAAUUCCUUUCUCGAUCAAAGCUGUGGUCACUGUUCAAGGUGCCUAUGUGGAGCUCCAGGCCUUUCUUAACAUGUCCGCUACCUUCCUGUCCUCCUUGGCAGGGUCUGACAGGUACCCUCUGUGUGAGAAUGUAGUGAUUCGUGUGCCAGUGCCAGGCGACUGGGUCAAAGUGACACAGACGGUGGCCUUGCUGCGACAGAGGUCACUGAAGGCUCGUAUGAACAGAAAUGCCUGCUUGGGCUCUGUCACUGAUGCAGAUUCGCAGCCUGUCAUGCAGGUGUCAAUCGGCACUGUCAAGUAUGAGAAUGUAUAUUCAGCCAUCGUGUGGAGGAUCGACAGACUGCCUGCCAAAAAUACAGCAGUGGAUCAUCCCCAUUCAUUUUCCUGCAAGCUAGAGCUGGGAUCUGAUCAGGAGAUCCCAAAUGACUGGUACCCCUUUGUCACGAUGGAAUGUGAAAUAAUGGGCGCAGUCGUGUCACAAACCAGGGUGAAGUCACUGGGCACUGCCAACGACAUCCAGCCACAGAAACACUUGACUAGUUGGACACGCUAUCAUUGUCAGGUGGAAGUUGAGAAGAAGUGGAUUGAAACAGAGUCAGAAAGGCAGUCUGGCUGUAUGACACAGUGAUGAUUAAAACAGCUCUGAAGAGGAUGUUAUCCCUUUGGUCAGAGACAUUUGCCAAAAUCCUCUUAAUGGUGAAAAGGGAUAACAAAAAAUGAACAAAAACAAGGGUGAUGAGGGACUUUCUGCUUAUAUCCGGUGUCAAAUUCAUCUAAUUACACAUAGCCUGGUAACCGAUUUUGUAUCCUUUUACUGAGACUGAAUUAGCCUAGACCUAAUCCAAAAUUUAACAUGGACCUUUUGCCUAGCACUUUACAUUUAAUAGAUUUAUUAAUUGUAUGAUUCCAGUUUAUAUGAGUUCUGUAUAUAAGCUUGCAUUUGCAUCAUCUGCACUGCCCUCCAGAAUGAUUGGCAGCCUUAAUAAAUGUAUGCCGAACAGGCUGAAUGAGAUAAACAGCACAAGUAAUGAGAAAUAUUCACUGUGUUUGAGAAAACUAAUUAUCAGCAGAUGUUUAGAGCAAGGCUCUGUAGUUGCCUAGCACUGUUUAAACUUCACAUACUUCCUAAUUGAUUUGUUUAGGUACAACUCCUCCAUAUUUGUACUAAAUGCUAUUUGGCAGUGGCAUUACAGUUUUGAUUAUUGUGCUUUAGGUGUCUCAAUAUGUAACCCCAGGUAUCAGUAAUUGUCAGACAGAAUAAUUGGAACACCUGGUGGGAAAGAACUGUAGUAAUGUAAUUAUAGUUGCACAAAAACAUUGGUUCAGGGGCGGGUCACACAGUGCUGAGUCCCACAGAGCAGCAUUUGUCUAAUGUGACUUAAUCAAAGGUUAUUAGAAUAAUUUGUUUGAACUGACUCCGGUUGAACGCCAUUUAGCAGCUAAUUCUCCUCGAUGGAACACCUCGAUAAGAUGAGUUGUCACAGCAACAUGAGACCAACACACGCUUAAAUCAUUUUUUCCCAAAUUAUAUGUGCAUUGGCCAAAAAAGCUACAAAAUAACUGUCUUGCUUUUGCCUAAGUGAAACAGCAGUUGCCGUUUAUAAGUAAUCCAACUUUAGUAUGACUAAUACAGUGUGUCCCACCUUUUGACUGGUUUUUGAACAAGAUGUAGUAUAGUAGCAGCAGUAUAAAACUUUGCUGUGCAAAAAAAUUGUUGUGCAACACAGGGUGCGUUAUUAUAAGUGAGUAUUAAGUGAGGAAUUGAGAAAUAUGUUGGGUUUUUUUUCAACAUGAAACAGCUCAUUACUUUUGUUGCUUACCUCAAGCUGACCUUUGGCUUUAUACCAAGUUUGUAUUCUGGAGGACUGUAAUGUUAUUUAAACAAAUCAAAUCUUUAUUAUGGGAUCUUUCUGCCUCUGGGUUGUGAAUAGGUUAAAUGGGAAAAAAAGAGUGGUGAAGCUUUGUAGUGAACAACAAGGCCUUCAGUGAUGACUUGUAUGUAUGAGGUACCUGGCUUAAGCUGGAUAUUAUGUACAUCAAGAGUAAAAAUUGAAUUAAA